AGAGCAUCUUGGCUCCACACACUUGCGCUGCGAACCUCAGUCUGGGUUUCUCCAGAUUUAGCUCUGCGUUUGCACAGCUGACGCAGGGCUAUGGCAGGAACUGGUGGAUGUGAGUCGCGUGACGAGGAAGAGGUUGAGCCCAUGCAUGCAUGGCUGCAGUCCAUCCGGAUGCAUCUUGAGGCUGCCGAGCUGCGGGAAGUUCUGAGACAAUCUGAUGAGCGACAGAAGCAGCUGCAGGCUGAACUUCAGGAAGCCAAGGCAGAAGCCGCUGAGGCAGCAGCACAGAAGGCCAAAGUUGAGGACCUGACGGGAAAACUCGUGACUGUGCAGGCGCAGCUGGCGACGAAGAACCUUCAGUUGCAAGAGCCUUCGACAACUGGGCCAUUGCUUUCCACGCAGCCGGUCACAUCUUUUCAGGCGGAAAAUUGAGUCAUUGAAUACUUGAUGCUCUUAACGAGAUCUGCAGGCCUGCUGCAUCACCGACUGCACCCAUUCUCGGUACAGUGCCAACAUCCACUGGAUCACUUCCUCGUCUGCUCGGGAAUCGCGGCCCUCCUCCAGGCCUUCCUCAUCCAGCGAAGGUGGUCGACACGCCGAUUCUUCAAACAGAGCCUGUCCGCAUCGAGUGAAGCUUGGGUUCUGAGAUCCGAAAACGAGUAUGGCACAAACAACGGUCGGAGAGGGGUUUGGGG
Durusdinium trenchii is the source of this 692-nucleotide messenger RNA. Lineage: Eukaryota; Dinophyceae; Suessiales; Symbiodiniaceae. The record is from the annotation of a GenBank genome assembly.